This is a messenger RNA of Daphnia carinata, 4019 nucleotides long. It is a transcript of the gene Gnf1, whose product is annotated as replication factor C subunit 1-like. The record is from RefSeq and is a predicted model, not a curated record. NCBI's taxonomy places the organism in Eukaryota, Metazoa, Arthropoda, Branchiopoda, Diplostraca, Daphniidae. Gene Ontology annotation, biological process: DNA repair; DNA replication. Gene Ontology annotation, cellular component: DNA replication factor C complex; nucleus. The coding region runs from base 138 to 3413 and encodes 1091 amino acids. The transcript is spliced from 8 exons. Gene Ontology annotation, molecular function: ATP binding; DNA binding; ATP hydrolysis activity.
AUGGCAGUAUCAUACGAUGGCGCCAACCGCACGUUGACUUGUGAAAGCAAGUCGUUGUCCAUUAAAAUUAUAUUCGAAGUGUUUCUGACUAUUGACAAUCCACAUUGAUUACUUGGAAAGGCUGACUGACCUUCAUUAUGCCUCCCAAAAGUCCCAAAACUGCACAGGUUAAGGGAGACAUUCGAAACUUUUUCACGUCAAUCUCCUCGAAAACUUCGACGUCCAAGUCACCUGGAUCUGCUCCAGCUUCAAAGGAAGAAGAUGGUGGCAAGAGGAAGAAGAAGGCUAUGGUUCUUGUUGAUUCAACAGAUUCAGAAUCAGAAGUACCGUCUCGGUCAUCUGCUUCCACCAAGAAGCCAAAAUUGGAUGAAAAACCAAAGAAAGAAAGUGUGGCCAUAGCCACAAAAUCCAAAACAAAAACUUCGAUACCUGAAACCCCACUUCAACCUGUCGACAUCAGCUCGGUGUUUGGCAAUAAGCCCAUCAAAAGGGACAUCCCAGAGAAAAGGAAAAGAACAGUUAUUGAAGAUCACGAUGAUGAAGAUUUUGAAGCUACUCUUCAGCAGUUGGAUGAAGCCCCAUUAACAAAAAAAUCAAAAGUAUUGGAAAAGAACAAAUCAGUUUCUCCAGCCACAAAAGAGAAAGCCAAGUCUCCUGCGAAAGAGGAGAAAUCCAAGUCUCCUGCAAAAGAGGAGAAAUCCAAGUCUCUUGCAAAAGAGGAAAAAAACAAACCUUCUGCUAGUCUGCCUUCCAGAAAUGGGGAAAAGUCUUUAAAAGAAUCGACGCGAAUAGAAAUGAAAAAGGAAACGGUAUCAGACAAGAAGAGAAAAACAUCCGAUGAAGCAACAAUUCCAAAAAAGAACACCCCUACAAAGGAUACCAAACAAAGUGAAGGGAGCGACAAAAGAUCUAAAAAAGAGCUUCAAGAAUUAGACUCUAAUUCAAAUAAAGCUUCACCUCCAAAGUCAAACAAAAAGAUUAAGCCUGAGCCAACAGUUGUAAAAGAAACUCCCAAAAAAAGAACUGCAAGUCAAGAUGAUGAUCCAGAUGUCAUAGACUCACCAGCCUUCGAUGCCAUCGAAAAAAGGAAAGAGAAAGCUGAAAAUUACAAAAGAUUCCUGGCAUCUCGUAGAGAUGGGGGAGCGAAAAAUCCCGGCAGUAAAUCUAUACCGGAGGGAGCACCGGGAUGUAUGACGGGCUUAACCAUUGUCGUAACAGGUGUUUUGGAAUCCUUGCAACGUGAAGAGGCCGAGGACCUCGUCAAGAAAUAUGGCGGUAAAGCCACUAAAUCUGUCAGCAAAAAUACAUCAUACAUCUUAGCCGGAGAUGAUGCCGGCCCUGCUAAGCUGUCGAAAGCUCAAAGUAUGAACGUGCCUAUCAUCAGCGAAGACGAUUUUCUGAAAAUGCUUGCUACAAGGAAUGCGGCUCAAGGAUCAAGUUCCCCGGCCGGCAAAAAAGUACCCACUACACCGAAGAGUAAAGCCACGACGUCUAAAAGCAUUAAAUCGGAACCAGAGCGUGUCAUAACCAGUGUUGCUACUCCAACCAAAAAAAGAUCACCUGAUACGAAGAAAAUCGAUUCGAAACCAAAGGCCAGUAGCAGUAGUACUACCCCAACGAAGAAGGUGGAAGCCCAUCGCAAGAAGCCAGAUGAAAGUGAAGGAAAUGGUGAAGCCAAACUGCCCUGGGUCGACAAAUACAAACCAACCAACUUGAAACAAGUGAUAGGAAUGCACGGAGACCGGAGCAUUGCUAAAAAAUUGCUUUACUGGUUGAAAAGCUGGUACGAUAACCGCAGUAGUACCAAGAAACUCACCAAACCAAGUCCCUGGUCGACCAAUGACGACGGAGCCUUCUUCAAAGCGGCUCUUCUAUCCGGCCCACCUGGCAUCGGCAAGACAACGACCGCCCAUCUGGCGGCGAAGGAGCUCGGUUACGACAUUGUUGAAAUGAACGCUUCGGAUACGCGUAGCAAACGUCUGCUGCACGAGCACGUGCAGGAACUGAUGUCAUCGCAAUCGUUGGCGACGUAUGCUCACGGCUCAGCACAGAUUGAAGGUGGCCGCAAGCGGGUGCUCGUCAUGGACGAAGUCGACGGUAUGGCCGGUAAUGAGGAUCGCGGCGGCAUUCAGGAAUUGAUCGGUCUCAUAAAAACGGCCAAGAUCCCGGUGAUAUGCAUCUGCAACGAUCGUCAGCACCAGAAGAUCCGCAGUUUGGCCAAUUAUUGCUACGAUCUCAAGUUUAGCAAGCCGAGGAUCGAGCAGAUCCGCGGAGCCAUGCUGAGCGUCUGCUUCAAAGAAGGCAUCAGCCUGAAACCGGAGGCGCUCGACGAGAUCAUCAUGGGAGCCAAUCAGGAUGUCCGUCAAGUUCUCCACCACUUGUCGAUGCUGGCCUCUGACAAGAAGACGCUGUCGACGGAAAAGGCCAAACUGGAGGCGUCGAGGAGCAAGAAGGACAUGAAACUCGGUCCUUGGGAGGUGGUCAAAAAGGUCUUUUCGGCCGAGGAGCAUCGCGGCAUGAGCAUCCACGACAAGAUGGGCCUCUUCUUCCAGGACUACAGCUUUGGCCCGCUCUUUGUCCAAGAGAAUUACCCGUACGUGGUGCCUCAUGCGGCUAAAGGCAACGCCAUCAAGACGUUGGACCUGUUAGGACGUACGGCUCACUGCAUGUCUCAGACGGACCUGAUUGAAAAGGUUAUCCGGUCGCAGAACGCCUGGAGCUUGUUGCCCGUCGAGGCUGUUUUCGCCAGCGUCGUGCCCGGCCAGUUGAUGGAGGGCUACGUCGGCUCCAAGAUCGAGUUUCCCAGUUGGCUGGGCAAGAAUUCACGCCAGAACAAAAUGGAUCGGCUCCUGCAAGAGCUCCAGUCGCACAUGCGCCUCCGCAUCUCCGGAUCGAAGCGCGCCCUCAACCUGGACUACCUCCCGCACGUCCUCAGCUCCAUUGUCGGCCCUUUGAAACGAUGCGGAGCCGACGGAGUCGAAGAGGCAAUCCGGGCCAUGGAAAGCUACGAUCUGAUGAGGGAGGAUCUCGACUCGCUCCUCGAGCUGGCUCAAUGGCCCCAUAAACCCGACAUCAUGGCCGGAAUCGAAGGUAAAGUGAAGGCGGCCUUUACUCGAGCUUACAACAAGGAAGGCCACAUGACGCCGUACGCUGUCGUGCAAGUGAAGAAAGGACGAUCGAAGGACACAGCCGACGAUCAAGAAGCCCUCGUAGAUGAGGAUGGAUUGGCCGAGGAAGACGACGAUGAGGAACAGAGCGAAGAUCCAUCGCUGGACGCAAUGAUCAAAGUGAAGAAGGAAACGAAAAAGACGGCCGCCGCAUCCGCAGCAGUCACGGGUAAGAAAAAAGCUCCAGCUGCCACCAGAGGUCGAGGUGGAGGCAGUCGAGGAGGACGCAAGAAAGCUGCUGAAUAAUUGACCGUGUGUUCUUGCACCAGUGAGAACUCCGCUGCGUUUUUUUUUUUUUGGCGGAGGGGGGGGGGAGGAAAAAAAAAAAAAGAGAGAGAGACUGCUACUGCUGGCAUAUUGCAUCCUUAAUGAAACUUGGCUCUCAAUCUAAUGGGACGCAGAUGGGGGGAACGUACACACAAACUUACCCAUUACUCUCCAGAGGGAGUAGGAGGGGGGUCUCUCAGAGCAAAAGACUAUUUGCUGCUUUUGGUGGGAUGAGUUAGGAAAAAAAAAACGGGGGAGAAGAGAUUACACAGCACACGGGCUGUUAAAAAGACGAGGCUAACACACCCCCCGGUUUUCCUACUAUAUUUUAUAGUUGGCUGUUGAUUGGGUCAAUACCUUUCUCCCCGUCGUGUGUCCCGUGCCUUUUGUUUUCGAUUUUUUCCUUUUUUUUUUCCGGUUGAAAUUGUAGGUGGCGAAAUGAAGAGCCUCGUAGUAGAAAUUUCAUGGAAUCAUUGGCCCUAAUUUUUUCCUUCGCCCCUUUUUUUCUGUUUUCAUAAUGUUGUAAAAAAAAAUAAUGAGCUGAGCAAACAACAAGUUCUACUCUUGCAUAAACGUACGUCAAGA